ACUCCGCGUCGCUUGCCGCCGCUGCCGCGCCGCCGCCGCCAUUAUUGCAAUUUUCGAUCACCGCGUUGGGAUAAUCACAAAUUGUUUGUAAAUUCUUGUUUUGAAUUGUAACUGCUAAAAAAAAAUGGGUGUCGACGUCGAAACAAUUUCUCCUGGAGACGGCUCCACAUACCCAAAAACCGGCCAGACUGUUGUGGUCCACUACACAGGCACGCUAACAAACGGGCAGAAGUUUGACUCGUCCCGUGACCGUGGAAAGCCCUUCAAGUUCAAGAUUGGCAAGGGAGAGGUCAUCCGUGGCUGGGAUGAGGGUGUAGCCAGAAUGUCUGUUGGUGAGCGUGCCAGGCUGACCUGUUCCCCGGACUACGCUUACGGCCAGCAGGGACACCCUGGAGUCAUCCCCCCCAAUGCCACCCUCAUCUUUGACGUUGAACUCAUUCGUCUUGAAUAAGUUACACGCCUCUCUUUUUGACACCUAAGAUUCCCUAGUAUGGUCAUAUUUUAAGGCAAAUUCUAUGUAUGUUUCUAACAAAUUAUGCAGUCAUAUUUAAAGCUCAUUUCUUUUUUCGAAAUGUCUACUCAAAUCUGAUAUAAGAUAAAAGCAAUCUAUAUAAUUCAUUGCAUAAAUAAAAGUCAAAUUAGCUAAUUUUAGAAUGAAACAAUAAGUAGAGCUACUUUAGAAUAAGUUUUCUUAUUUGUAAUUUACUUAUUGGUAUUGCGGACAAAAAAAUAUAAUUCAGACAGCAAUAAUAACUAUUAUGUACACAAGAUAAUUACUGCCCCAAGUUUUAAUAAUUCUACUUUUUGACCCUUGUACUUAGACACUUAUUGACUUUUGAGCAAUAACGUUUUUCUAUAUUAUCCUAGGGUUCGAAGGUAGAUGUGUCAUGAAUUCACAAUGUACUAGAUUACUAUUUACCCAAGUUACAUUCCUUAAUGCAUUUUCAAAGUCAAUUUAUAUAACUUAGUGGUGUAAUGUCUAAAGUUCGUUCUAGUUACGUAUUGCUACCCCCAGUGUUAUGUAUUUCGUAUGUAAAUAAGCACAAAUGAUUGUACUCUAAAAAUAAUUGUUACAAGCACAGUUUCAGGAUGGUUUAUCCAACUAAAGUGAUUUCAAUGAUAGCUUUAUAAAAUUAAGAAAAAUAAACUAUUGUGAAAUGGA
This is a messenger RNA of Pectinophora gossypiella (pink bollworm), 1162 nucleotides long. RefSeq names its product peptidyl-prolyl cis-trans isomerase FKBP1A-like (gene Fkbp12). The transcript is spliced from 3 exons. Lineage: Eukaryota; Metazoa; Arthropoda; Insecta; Lepidoptera; Gelechiidae. The record is from RefSeq and is a predicted model, not a curated record. Gene Ontology annotation, molecular function: peptidyl-prolyl cis-trans isomerase activity. Bases 125 to 451 code for a protein of 108 amino acids.